Messenger RNA from Coregonus clupeaformis (lake whitefish), 1258 nucleotides. RefSeq names its product pinopsin-like. The record is from RefSeq and is a predicted model, not a curated record. Lineage: Eukaryota; Metazoa; Chordata; Actinopteri; Salmoniformes; Salmonidae. The transcript has 4 exons. Gene Ontology annotation, molecular function: G protein-coupled receptor activity. Gene Ontology annotation, biological process: G protein-coupled receptor signaling pathway; visual perception. Gene Ontology annotation, cellular component: membrane; photoreceptor outer segment. Bases 1 to 1197 code for a protein of 398 amino acids.
AUGGUUGUCCACAUAAGAGCUCUGAAUUUCAGCACCUCCGAAAGCUCCGCUUCCAACCUAAGCACCAAUGCCAGUGUUCGGGACACCUUGGUGCCCCAGGACCCCCUCGGCCUGAGCAGGCAUGGCCACACGGUGGUGGCAGUAUGUCUUGGGCUCAUUUUGGUCCUGGGAUUCCUCAACAACCUUCUUGUCCUGCUUAUCUUUGCAAAGUUUCGGUCGCUUUGGACGCCCAUCAACCUCAUCCUUCUGAACAUCAACGUGAGCGACAUCCUCGUGUGUAUUUUUGGAACUCCAUUCAGUUUCGCGGCAAGUCUACAGGGGAGAUGGCUCAUUGGACACCAUGGUUGCAAGUGGUAUGGCUUCGCCAAUUCGCUUUUCGGGAUCGUGUCCCUGGUGUCUCUGUCCAUUCUGUCCUAUGAGCGCUACACCACCGUGCAGCGCUCCACCAAGGCUGCUGUGUCUGACUUCAGGAAGGCCUGGCUGUUUGUGUGGGGCUCCUGGCUCUAUUCUUUGCUGUGGACCCUGCCCCCCUUCAUGGGCUGGAGCAGCUACGGCCCGGAGGGGGCCGGGACCUCCUGCUCUGUCCAGUGGACCCAGCGCUCUCCGGCCAGUGUCUCCUAUGUGGUUUGCCUGUUCAUCUUUUGCCUGCUGCUGCCCCUCAUGAUCAUGGUCUACUCCUACAGCAGGAUACUGGUCGCCAUCAGGGGGGUGGCUAAGAUCAACCUGCUGUCGGCCCGGAGGCGAGAGCAGCACAUCCUGCUCAUGGUGCUGUCCAUGGUGUCCUGCUACCUGCUGUGCUGGAUGCCCUACGGCGUCAUGGCCCUGGUGGCCACCUUCGGCCGGUCAGGCCUGGUCACCCCCGUGGCCAGCGUGGUGCCCGCCGUCCUGGCCAAGAGCAGCACCGUCAUCAACCCUGUAAUCUAUGUGCUGUUCAAUAACCAGUUUUACAGAUGCUUCGUGGCCUUUGUGAGGUGCAAGGGGGAGCCCCAGUCUGUGUACAGCUUUAACACCCAGCAGAGCAGCAGAGAGGAGAACGCUACCCCCCGGACACCUCUCUCACGCCCCUCCCUGGCCCCAAAACAGCCCUCGCUUGGCUCCCCACACACCCAGAGCUACAAGAGCCCCAGCAAUGCCCCCCUGUGUGGCCUGCGGAGGGAGCGGCGCACCAUGUCCCUGGUGGUCCACUACACCUCCUGAGAACCUCCUCUUCUGGGCUGGUGGAACCACACUCUGAGGUGGGAGAGGCUCAGAGAGAAGA